AUUUGAAAAAUUGUUUAUAUCUAUUUUGUCAGCAUGCCGGUAAUUUUUUAACUGUUAUUUUCUUGCGAAUUAUUAUAAGAAAAUAUCAAGAAAUAUAAUGGAAGAAAACGUAGAAAUUGUUGCUACAACUGCGAAAUCAAAAAAAAUAAAUGUUAUUAGCAAAGAAACUGUUCAUCAUAUUUGUUCAGGUCAGGUGGUGCUGGAUCUUGCUGUAGCAAUUAAAGAACUUGUAGAAAAUAGCGUUGAUAGUGGAGCUAAUUGUAUUGAUGUAAAGCUAGUAGAUUAUGGAAAAACAUCCAUUACCGUCAGCGAUAACGGUAGCGGUGUUUUGGAACAUGACUUUGAAGGACUAGGUUUGAAGCAUCAUACAUCAAAACUUCGUGAUUUUAGUGACCUCUUAGAAGUAUCAACAUUUGGCUUUCGUGGGGAAGCAUUGAGUUCACUUUGUUCAUUAUCAGAUGUAACGAUAACAACAAAGCAUCUAGAAAAUGAAUAUGCAUAUAAGUUGCAGUUUGACCGAAAUGGACGUUUGGAAAAAAAAGAAAUAUGUGCACGUGAAAGAGGAACGACCGUAUGUGUUAAAAAUAUAUUCAAAAGCCUUCCAGUGAGAAUGAAAGAGUUCGAAAAAAAUCUUAAACGCGAAUUUUCAAAAGCAAUACAAAUUUUGUAUGGUUAUUGUUUAGUGUCAACUGGAAUAAAAAUAACAUGCACCAAUAAAGUGGAUAAAAAAUCAGAGGCUAGUAUUUUUGCUACAAAUGGUGCUGACAAUGUUUUAGAUAAUGCUUAUUGUAUUUUCGGUAAAAAAAAUCUCAACGGUAUCAGUAUUGUUGAUAUAAUUACACCAGAUCAAAGUAUUAGAGAAGAAUUUCAUUUACCAGAAGAUUUGACUGUUGAUUUUUCGUGGGAAUUUUACGUGAGUAGUUGCGAACACUCAAUGGGACGAGGAUCACCAGAUCGGCAAUUUUUUUUUGUCAACGGACGUCCCUGUAAUUUAACUAAAAUAUCAAAAUUAAUUAAUAAUUUGUAUCAUAAAUAUAAUAAUAAGCAAUACCCGUUUGUGUAUUUAAAUUUAAAAUUAAAUCAACAGUCUGCUGAUGUCAAUGUC
This is a messenger RNA of Cotesia glomerata, 1105 nucleotides long. RefSeq names its product mismatch repair endonuclease PMS2-like. Gene Ontology annotation, cellular component: MutLalpha complex. Lineage: Eukaryota; Metazoa; Arthropoda; Insecta; Hymenoptera; Braconidae. Gene Ontology annotation, molecular function: mismatched DNA binding; ATP-dependent DNA damage sensor activity; ATP hydrolysis activity. The transcript is spliced from 3 exons. Gene Ontology annotation, biological process: mismatch repair. The annotation marks the transcript as partial. The record is from RefSeq and is a predicted model, not a curated record.